AUGUAUUGUAACAUGCACUGUUUUGAGACUCAAACAAUCGAACGAAAAUGCCGCAUUCUACUCCAUUACGUGAAACAAUGUAAUGGGAUCUGUACUUCCAAGAGGAGGCUGGACGGUAGAACGGUGAUCAUCACGGGUGGUACUUCGGGCAUGGGUUUGGAGAUCGCGGUAGACCUGGCUGAAAGGGGAGCCAGGGUGAUCGUGGCCUGCCCCUUUGAGGAUGAAGGCGAGACCGGUACGAAAGCCAUCAUCCAAAGAAGCGGCAGCGACAACGUUGUCUUCAAACUACUGGAUCUAUCCUUGAUGUCCUCCGUACGGAAAUUCGCAAAGGACAUCCUCGAAAAUGAAAGGAGAGUGGACAUUCUAGUGAACAAUGCUGGAACCUGCGCGCGCCAACAGUUCCACACAUCUGACGGGCUAAACUACAUCAUGGCUGUCAACUAUUACGGAGCCUACCUUCUAACACUCCUACUGCCUUUGCUACGAAAAUCCAAAGACGAACCAGCUAGAAUCAUCAACGUAUCGUCUGUACUACACUAUUUCGGUCUUAUAGACAUUGAAAACUUAAAUUCUGUGAAUCGCAGUACGUCAGCAGUACGGGUAUAUGCCAACAGCAAGCUAUGCCUGACUUUAUUUACUAUGGAACUAGCUAGAAGGAUAAAGAGUAACGCGAUAAUUCAUGCCGUAGAUCCAGGGGCAGUCGGAACACCAAUAUACCUUACCUUUGCUGGGAAAAUCGGUAUACUAGCUACUAUAAUAUUAAAAUACGUCCAAAAGACUCCUUGGGAGGGUAUGCAGACUGCGCUCCAUGUGACUUUAGAUAGAGAAGCGGGGAGUACCAGUGGCGGCUUCUAUAGGAACUGUGAACCUGCUAGAGCCAGAAAGACAGCUUAUGAUGAGAAAUUAGCGGGUAGACUGUGGACGGAGUCGGCUAGACUGGUCAAUCUAAGUGAGGAAGACGUACAGAAUUUGCUUUACAAAUGA
Aricia agestis (brown argus) is the source of this 984-nucleotide messenger RNA. RefSeq names its product retinol dehydrogenase 11-like. The record is from RefSeq and is a predicted model, not a curated record. Bases 1 to 984 code for a protein of 327 amino acids. NCBI's taxonomy places the organism in Eukaryota, Metazoa, Arthropoda, Insecta, Lepidoptera, Lycaenidae. The transcript has 2 exons.